This is a messenger RNA of Ceratina calcarata, 1307 nucleotides long. RefSeq names its product regulatory particle non-ATPase 7 (gene Rpn7). The record is from RefSeq and is a predicted model, not a curated record. Gene Ontology annotation, molecular function: protein binding. Lineage: Eukaryota; Metazoa; Arthropoda; Insecta; Hymenoptera; Apidae. Gene Ontology annotation, cellular component: proteasome regulatory particle. The coding region runs from base 105 to 1274 and encodes 389 amino acids. The transcript is spliced from 5 exons. Gene Ontology annotation, biological process: proteasome-mediated ubiquitin-dependent protein catabolic process.
UUGGCUCGUGGACCACUCAUAUUCAUAUGCUUCAUGUUCGCAAGUAGGAGGCAUAAAGUUUCAGUUUGUCGCGUGUUGUAUAUAAAUAUAGUUCCAAUAUCGAAAUGCCGCUAGAAAAUCUCGAGGAAGAGGGUUUGGAGAAGAAUCCUAAUUUGGAUUUGGCUCAAACUAAAUUUUUAUUAAGCCUACCGGAGCACAAGGAUGACUCUUUUCUGAAGAAGAAACUGUUAGAUGCCAUUAAAGCAGAAAAUAUGGCUCCAUUCUAUGAGGAAGUUUGUAAAGACUUGGAUUGGCCAGUUGACAAAGAACUCUUGGCCGCUAUGAAAGCCAAGAACAUGGAACAGUUAAAGGAACUGGAUGCUGCGAUCGAAGAUGCCGAACAGAAUUUAGGUGAAAUGGAAGUAAGAGAAGCAAAUUUGAAAAAGUCCGAGCAUUUGUGCAGAAUAGGUGAUAAGGACGGGGCAAUCUCAGCAUUUAGAAAAACUUAUGAUAAGACUGUAUCCUUAGGACAUAGAUUGGAUAUCGUGUUCCACAACAUUAGAAUUGGGUUAUUUUAUUUAGAUCAUGAACAUAUUACUAAAAACAUAGAGAAGGCUAAAAGUUUAAUAGAAGAAGGAGGAGAUUGGGAUAGACGAAAUCGUUUAAAGGUAUAUCAAGGAACAUACUGUAUAGCGGUACGCGACUUUAAAGAAGCUGCGAAUUUCUUCUUGGAUACGAUUAGCACGUUUACGAGCUAUGAACUCAUGGAUUAUAACACAUUUGUGAGAUACACAGUAUAUUUAAGCAUGAUAAGUUUGCCUAGGAACGAACUUCGAGACAAGAUUAUAAAGGGCUCAGAAAUUCUGGAAGUACUUCAUAGUAAUCCAGAUGUAAAAGCAUACUUGUUCUCUUUAUAUAACUGUCAGUACGCCGACUUUUUCAAAAAUCUAGCACAUGUCGAAGGUUUAUUGCGCAGAGAUUAUUUAGCUUUUCCACAUUAUCGGUAUUAUGUACGGGAGAUGCGCAUCCUCGCGUAUACGCAGCUUUUAGAAUCUUACAGAUCUCUAACGCUUCAGUACAUGGCUGAAGCAUUUGGUGUCACAGUAGAAUACAUCGAUCAGGAAAUAUCACGUUUCAUCGCCGCUGGAAGAUUACAUUGCAAAGUAGAUCGGGUUGGCGGAGUAGUUGAAACUAAUAGACCAGACAGUAAAAAUUGGCAAUAUCAAGCCAUGGUUAAACAAGGCGAUUUACUUCUUAACAGGGUUCAAAAACUUUCGCGUGUUAUUAAUAUUUAAUUAUGCAAACAAUAAACCAAUAAUAAUUUAAUA